AUGUUCAUCUACUCCAAAGCUUGCACCUGGGGGGUAGCCUACGAGGUCAGCGACUCCCAAAUGGAGGAGUCUCUGCAGUAUCUGAAUGUGAGAGAGGCUGUGCUGGGGGGCUACGUCACCAAGAUGGUGGAGUUCACUCCCAGAGAGAAGUGCCAAGGGUCUCUGCUUGCCCUGGUCUACAUCGCCACCUCUGACAACCCCAUAUACCUUGGGCCUGCCACUCCCACAGAGAUAGCUGCUCAGAUUGCCAUCUGCACAGGCAACACGGGCCACAACAUAGAGUACCUCCUUCGCCUGGCUGAGUUCAUGAGGCUGUACUGUCCUGAGGUAGAGGAUGACCAUCUCUUCUCCAUAGAGGCAGCCGCCCUGGCUCUGCUCAUCUGAACUACCAGGGUCAGGGAUACUCACAUCAGACCAACGAUACGACCACUCAAUGCUACGACACGCCCAACCCUACUUGUUAAUAUGAUCAAUGUGAAGACAAUGACAAUAUGAAGAGAGUGCGAGUCACUACACCUCAUAAAAAGGGUCAACAUGUCAUGAUCAUUGUUUUUGUUGUCCAUUGUCUGUGAACGCCCAUGACAUUGAAAUGUUUUAAGCUAAAUGGGCAAUGCGAUUACAAGUAAGGUGCUGUAUGUUUCUCUACAUGGUGUGUAAAGGGAAAUCUGAAAUGUGUAUAUUUUCUGCAAUCUUGUGCAAAAAUGGUGACAGAAUUCACCUUAACCUUUACCAGUAACUUGGUUAAUAAGGACUAUGUUUGUACACAAAUCUGCUUUCUAGUAUAGCCAUGAACAGAAUUUAUUGUAUACUUUGAUUACAUAUCAAAGAAUAACUUAAUCAUACAGUAGUCUCCUAUGGUCUUUUACUAUGAAGACAUAGAGGCUGGCUGAUUGAAGAAUCUACUCAUAUAAAACAGAAAAUUUUACCUUUA
This is a messenger RNA of Salvelinus sp. IW2-2015, 931 nucleotides long. NCBI's taxonomy places the organism in Eukaryota, Metazoa, Chordata, Actinopteri, Salmoniformes, Salmonidae. The record is from RefSeq and is a predicted model, not a curated record.